Messenger RNA from Drosophila subpulchrella, 1362 nucleotides. RefSeq lists its product as uncharacterized. The transcript has 3 exons. Bases 50 to 1255 code for a protein of 401 amino acids. NCBI's taxonomy places the organism in Eukaryota, Metazoa, Arthropoda, Insecta, Diptera, Drosophilidae. The record is from RefSeq and is a predicted model, not a curated record.
CCGUGGGUUCAGUCGAUUGGCGAGGUUUGUUCAGAUCGGACGUAGAACUAUGGAGCGGGAAAACUACGAUGCGGAAUAUUUCGAGCGAGCUUUGGCGAGAGCAUACGGUUGCGAAAAGCUGCGUGUGGAAAACUUUCACAUCGAGGUGGUGAGCCAGAAGGGCGAGCACUUUUGCAGCGUCAUCUACCGGGUGGCGUUGGACUUCCGGAGGUCUCCCGGUGGUGAUCUUGAAUCAGGAAGAUAUGUUCUCAAAGAUCUGCUGCCCGUCGCCGCUGAGUUGGGAACAAAUGAAAAGGAUAUGUUCGAGCAGCUCCUGCCAGCGAUGUCGGCUAUCCUCGAAAACGCCCCAAAGGAGAUUGGCGAGCACAAACUGAGUGCAGAUUGCUUGCUAGCCGAGACCUCUACGGGAAAGGAGAUCUACAUUCUGGAGGAUCUGUGUGCCCUGGGAUACGGGUCUUUCGAUCGCUAUAAGGGCCUAAGCGUGGAUGAAGCCAAGAUUUGCUUGAGUAAAUUGGCUCAGUUCCACGGGGCUUCCAAGGUCUUAUUCCAGAAUCAACCCGAAUUGGUGGCUAAACUUUCACCUUCUCAUUAUGCCAAGGGACUAUCAGAUCCUUUCGCCAAGUCUCUCAUCCUAGAUGCUACCGAAUAUGCAGCAGAAGUUUUUGCCGAGGAACUGCCGGAAAUAUCUAAGAAAAUGAAGGCUCAAAUACCAGAAGCAUAUUCGCGGAGAAUGCAAAAUGUUGUCGAUCCCAAAAAGUCUUCUUUAAAUGCAGUUGUCCACGGAGAUCCCUGGUUAAAUAACAUCAUGUUUGAUUCAGCUAACAAAAAGGCAGUCCUUAUUGACUUUCAGAACUGUUAUUGGGGCAGCCCGGCCAUUGACCUUUAUUUCCUUUUUUUCACCAGCAUAAAGCAUGAAAUACUAGUGAACAAUAUGGAUAAUCUUGUGAAUCACUACUUCAACUGCCUCCAGGAGACAUUAAAACAUUGUGGAUUUAAAGGACCACAGCCCACGCUUGAUCAACUAAAGGAUGAGAUGCAUCGAUGUCUGCUGUACGGCUAUUAUGCAGUUACCUGCGAACUACCCAUUGCUUGUGCCUCCCCUGAGGCAAGUGCCGAUUUUGGGGUUCACACCUUUGGAGAUCGGGAUGCUAUGCUCAAGAAACGCCAGCAAUUAUUUACCAGCGAGCGAGUGCGACAGACAAUCAAGGCCUGGCUGCCGGUGUUUGAUCAGCAGGGUGUUCUAGAGACACCUUAAGAAAGGAACUAUUUUUUAACUUAUUCGUUUGUUAAAUGCUACUAUCUGUAGUCUUGAAGUCUGUAAUACCAGUAUUUUGUACAGAAUAAACUGUUUAACGUGUUGCA